Molecule: messenger RNA, 2131 nt
Organism: Calypte anna (Anna's hummingbird)
Lineage: Eukaryota; Metazoa; Chordata; Aves; Apodiformes; Trochilidae
Gene: KNG1
Product: kininogen 1
Exons: 11
Coding region: 153-1610 (485 amino acids)
Biological process (GO): positive regulation of cytosolic calcium ion concentration; negative regulation of blood coagulation; negative regulation of endopeptidase activity
Cellular component (GO): blood microparticle; extracellular region
Molecular function (GO): cysteine-type endopeptidase inhibitor activity
Source: RefSeq, a predicted model, not a curated record
UAUGAUGAGAACCAACCAACCCCAGCAACCCACUUAUUCUGUUUACUCAGUUAUUGCUCCUGAAAAAAGAGAGAUGUAACUAAAACCCUGCCAGGCAUUUCCACUUGGUUUUUAAAGAGCCUUCUAAUUUAGGGACCCUUUUUUAGCUAAUUAUGAAACCUUUCAUUGUACUAGCACUCUGUUGUAGUUUUUUCUCUAUCAGAGCCAACCCUAUUCCAUUUGAGUUUUCGGACUGUGAUGACCCUGAUGUCUUUAAAGCUGUCGACACAGCACUGAAGAAAUACAAUGGAGACGGAGCAACUGGUAAUCAAUUUGCUCUAUACAUGGUGAUGGAAGCCAAGAGAACUGCAGGUCCUGACUCACAAUUCUACGUGAAAUACCGAAUACGAGAAACCACUUGUGCCACUGACGAAGACAAACUCUGGCAAGAUUGUGAUUACAAAGCAGGUGCAGAGACUAAAACAGGAGAAUGCACAGCUCGAGUUCACAUGAAUAAUAUUGAAAAAACAAGUAAUGUUUCACAAGACUGCAAGAUAUUUCCAGCUGCACCAAAGGUGAUGUUUACUAAGGCUCUAUGUCUCGGAUGCUUCCAACCUAUAUCAAGUGAUGAUUCACAAGUCUCAGAAAUUCUGAAACAAGCCAUUCAGAAAUUUAACAAGCACAGUGAUGAAUCUGUCCUUUUUAAGCUUGUGGAAGUAAAAGAAGCUCAGAGACAGGUAGUAGCUGGAUGGAAUUACAAAAUUAAAUAUGAAAUCAAGGAGACUAAUUGCUCCAAAGACCAAUUUCAAGAUUUAGCUCCAGAGUGCAAAACCACUUCUACAGCUCGUGUAGGUAAAUGUGAUGCCAAAGCAUAUGAAAAUCUUCAGGGAGAGCUCAUAGAUAUGGCACACGAAUGCAAGUUUCCAGUUGAAGAGACAGUCGUUCCUGUGAGACUCGUUGGCUGUCCAAAGAAUAUCCCAAAAGACAGUCCAGAACUGAAGGAACUACUGAAGGUUUCUAUGGAGAAAUAUAACUGGGAGAGCAACGAUGAUUUCUAUUAUAAAGGUGGAGAAAUAACAAAAGCUACAGUUCAGGCCGUUGCAGGAAAAAAGUACCAUCUAACUUUUUCAAUCCAGAAGACAAACUGCUCAAAGGAAGAAUUUGAACAACUAAAUGAAGACUGUGAAGCCACAGCAGACAGUGUACCAUUGCCAUGUGAAGCAAGAAUUCAUGUGAUCUCAUGGGAGAAUAAAAUCUUUCCCGAGAUUAACUGCUCUAUAGAGCGCUCAGCGAGUUUAUUGCUAAGAAGGCCUCCUGGAUUCACACCUUUCCGAAUGGCUCUUGUUCAAGAGGAGACAAAUGAAAUUUCAUGCUCUGACCAAAAUGAAGAAGAAAGUCAAACACCUGGUGAAGAAACAAGAAAAGAUGGUGGACAGGAACCAGAAGAUCACCCAGAGUCUCCUGCUCCGAGAUGUCCUGGAAAACCAUGGAAACAAAUUAUGGAUGUUCCAGCUUCUCAUAGCUUUUCCAGAGAAUUCACAAAUGAGGAUCUCUUACCUUCUGCAACGGAAAACUCAGCUCCUCCCCAAAAUGAAGAGAAAGACUUUGAUCUCCUAGAUGCUUUACUAUAAUUCAAAUUUUGUAGGAUCCUUUUCAGAAGUUAAACAUAGGAAAAUAAAAAAAAUACUGCCUAUUGAAAUUCAUAAUAUAUGAAGAGGCAGAAGUUCCUAUUCUGUUAGCUAAAAUGUUCUAAGUAGCUAAAAAGUUCUAGCGUAACAGCAGUGCAGCUGUGGAACUGAGAUCAUACAGCAAUACUCUCUUUUGCAUAUAUUUGCAAAGAUGUAAAUUAGGCAAUGGCAAAUUGUCUUCUGCUGUUAAAGUUAAAAUUGAAGCUCAUCUGCUAGAAGCAGAUGCUCUCAAGCUGCUAUAAGCACAAAGUGAAUCACUGCAUUAAAUUUCACUGUAUGAAAUUAAAAACAAUGGCAAAAAAUUUCACAGAUUACAUGAAGAAUCUCAACAAAAUAUGAGUAAGACAAAGGCAAGCCUAGAAUCUAUAGCAAGGUUGCCUUUCUUAGUAUGUGAAAUAAUAUUUCUCUAAUUUACUGGAACGAAUCUUUAAAGAAGAAAAUAAAAUAAAUGAACCUGGUUUACC